AUGCGGUUUAUCCAGAAAACGGCAACUGGCUGGGCUGCAACGCUCGCCGCCGCGUCAUCCAUGAUGAAGUCCAAAGGCAUCGUCAGUCUUGCCCUGGACACCACCGAUGACAUGUGGUGUCUCAAAGAAAUUGUCGCAGAGGGCGACAAACUUAUCUUUGGCGACCCUGCGGCUUCGUCGCCAAGCGAAGACGGCGCGACAGGCAAAAUUCUGCUUGCCAAGGAAACAGAGUUCGACGUCACCACCUCGACACUGCACGUGAUGGGCACUUUGCAAGACUCCGCCAACAGCAAGUCUGGCCGCUCAAAGAAGGACUUAUUGGACAACGCGGCACAGCCGAUGCGUCGUGUUAGCAUCUCCCCAGAGUCUGUCAUUACAUUACGCAGAGACACUGGGUUCUCGGAAAACAUAAUUCAGCGCAUAGUGGACGCUGCUCGGCCUGAUCGUCGCAAUAAAGAUCUCGCUGUUUUCCUUGUUGACAAGAACUUUAGCAGCGUCAACGUGCGUGUACUGGCGGGCGAGGCCGAGCGCUUCAACGAGUCAGUCAAGGCCGAUGCCAGCUUACUCGCCAGUGGAGAUCAAAACGGCAACGGUGAUGCUGCGUCGCCGGCUGCAGCCAAAAGAACCGGCAAGACUGAGCGCAGGACAUUGGGUGGCGACAACCGCAAAGAGACCAAGCAAGCCCGCAGCACCAAGGGCACGCUUGCACCUCUUCAAGAAUCUCUGUUUGAGUCCGCCGUGGACGCUCUGCUGAGCCACCUGGACAUGGAGCAUGGCGAUCCGUGCCCAUUGCUAAUUGCGUCGCUCGGCGAGGCUGCGCACAACUUUCAGGCCUUUGUCCGUACCUACGCUGCUGCCAGGCACAACAGUGCUCUGCAGCAUAUGGCCAACAGUGCAAUUGUCGUUGAUACGCUUGGCGCCAUUGGGCAAGGCGCAAAGGCCGACGCCGAUCAGGAUGCCAAGCCGGUAGGCAAAAAGGGCAAAAAGCCGGCCUCCAAGAAGGCCAAAGACAGCACUGAUAGCGCCGAUGGCUCCCCAAACAUCUCAAACUCUACAAACGCCCAAAACAAGGACAACCUCUGGCUCCCUGCGUACCGUCAGAAUAUCAACAAGAAGAAUAUGGGACCUUUUGACGAGAUGAUGAUGCGCCCAGAUGUCCUCGCCAAGAUUCACGACGUCCGUUUCGACCGCGACCUCUCUCUUGUCAAGGACGUGCAGGAACGGGUGCGGGAAGGGGAUUCGGACGGGCGUGUGGCGUAUGGCGCUAGAUCGGUCGAAAAGGCCAUCCAGGAAGGUGCAGUAGGCACGGGCGGUGUUCUCCUUGCAAAUGAGUCCUUGUUCCACAAGGGAAAGUUCCAAGAAGCAGUCGCGUCUCUAUCCAACACGGUCCGUGAAGAGGGAGGCGAGGUGCGUAUCCUCCGUGAUUCCCACGACUGCGGCAAAAAUCUGUCAAGACUGGGCAGCAUUGCAGCAAUCCUGACAUUCCCCGUUUUUGGUCUAGAUGACCUAGACGAUGAAGAGGCAAAGAAGUAA
Sporothrix brasiliensis 5110 is the source of this 1533-nucleotide messenger RNA. RefSeq lists its product as uncharacterized. Lineage: Eukaryota; Fungi; Ascomycota; Sordariomycetes; Ophiostomatales; Ophiostomataceae. The record is from RefSeq and is a predicted model, not a curated record. Gene Ontology annotation, biological process: nonfunctional rRNA decay; nuclear-transcribed mRNA catabolic process, no-go decay; RNA surveillance. Gene Ontology annotation, cellular component: cytoplasm. The transcript has a single exon. Bases 1 to 1533 code for a protein of 510 amino acids.